Metarhizium acridum CQMa 102 is the source of this 741-nucleotide messenger RNA. RefSeq lists its product as uncharacterized. NCBI's taxonomy places the organism in Eukaryota, Fungi, Ascomycota, Sordariomycetes, Hypocreales, Clavicipitaceae. The record is from RefSeq and is a predicted model, not a curated record.
AUGUGCCCGAUUGGCCGGAAAAGUCACAAGAGCCAGCCCGAGUACGUUGCUGCGGGCGAAAAGCCGGUCGGAUUUCAACCCAAUGCGAUGGGAACUCAAGGCCAGACACCAAUCGGAAGCGACCUGCCUGGACCGGCACCGCAUACAGCCGGGCCGCAUCGACACGAUAUACUCAACAAACUAGACCCGACCGUCGACAGUCGUUCUGGAGGAGCGCAAAUUCUCGGGCCGGGGGUAGGCGCAUCCAGAGGGGCAAACGCACCCUCACAUGGGCAAGGCCCGACAAAUACGGCCGCUCCGGGCAUGAAUGCAUCAGGGAACACGGCGCACACGGCCCCUCCGCCUGGUGUUUCGGCCACAGCGCCGAUUCAGAAUGUACCAGGGGGCACGUAUGGGCCUCACUCCUCACGGCUUGCAAAUGCUCUUGAUCCUCGCGUUGACUCGGACUUGGACAGCAGCGGUGCGGCCUACACCCAUUACCGACAAGGCGGUGAUGUUCCUACCGCAAACACACAGGGCGAGAUGUAUGGAGCACAGCAAACGCGACCUGUCAAUACGUAUGACUCGAGAGGAGACCUUGAUCCCAACCUCAGAGGUGCUGCCGCUGCUCAAGGACAGAUCCCGAGGGCAGUUCAUGUCGGCGGCACACAGCCUGGACCUGCGCCUAAUACCGCGGGGCCUCAUCGAACGGAUUUCAUGAAUAAACUCGAUCCAAAAUUGGACAGCAAGCGGGUGAUUUAA